UUUGAAAGAACCUUGAUUGAAUACCAUAAAGGAUUUGGAAACUGUUCCGGAGAUUUUUGGAUGGGAUUGGAAUUCAUUCACAUAAUAACAAACAAUCAGCCACAUGUUCUCAGAAUUCAAAUGUGGGACUAUGCCAAAAAAACAUAUUUUGCUGAAUAUGACAACUUUGUUGUUGCUGGAAAUGAUGAAAACUACAAGCUAAAGUCAUUGGGUGAUUACAAAGGAAAUGCCGGCGAUAUGAUGCGUUUUAGUGAAAAUCAAGAAUUCCGUCUGUGCCCAAAAUUAAAAAGGGGCUGGUGGGACCUUAAGGGUGAUCAUCAACUUUGCAAUUUAAAUGGGAACAUAUCUCACCAAGAAAUAACCAAUAAGUUUGAAUUCAUUUAUUGGGGUCAGAUGAAUUGGGGAAAUUCGUGCAACAAUAUCAGACAAGUCAUGAUGCUACUAACUCCUAAAGCCGCGUACUUAAAAAAACAGUCCGAAAUGAUAAAAAAUUAAGAAUGCGAUUGUAACCCAUGAAAAUUAUUUUGAGGCAUAUAUAAAAACGUCAU
Molecule: messenger RNA, 548 nt
Organism: Drosophila albomicans
Lineage: Eukaryota; Metazoa; Arthropoda; Insecta; Diptera; Drosophilidae
Product: fibroleukin-like
Exons: 2
Coding region: 61-495 (144 amino acids)
Source: RefSeq, a predicted model, not a curated record